CCGUCUCCAACUCCAACGGCGCCCUCUCCUUCUUCUUCUUCUUCUUCUUCACCCUCCACGCUCGACCCAAAGCAGCUGAGAGCGCUGCAGUCCCUCAACAUCCCGACCUCGAAGGACCCCUGCCAAAGCAAGAACAACGCCACCCUCGUCUGCGACUCCUCAAAGCCCUUCCGCCACCUCCUCUCCCUCUCACUCGCAAACUGCUCCCCAAACGACGUCGCUCUCUCCUUCACCGCCCUCAAGUCCCUCUCCUCCCUCCACUCCCUCUCCUUCCUCAACUGCCCAAUCUCCCCCAUCCGCUUCCCUUCCGAACUCUCCUCCUCUCUCCGAUCCUUCACCUGCGUCCACUCCCUCAAAUCACUCACCGGCCUCUGGCUCUCUCACCUCCAUAACCUCACCGACCUCACCGUCUCUGCCACCCCCGUCACCACCUCCGGCUCUUAUGUCAUUCUUGGAAACAUGAAGAAGCUCAAGUCCAUAACCAUCUCCCACGCCAAUCUCACCGGUUAUAUUACCAAACACUUGAAUCUCAACCUUACCCACAUCGAUUUUUCCGGUAAUAAGCUCAGGGGAAAGAUACCCAGCUCCAUUACGCUUCUUGAAGACCUCGAUUUCUUGAAUCUUUCCUCGAAUGCGCUCGUUGGUGAGAUACCCACUUCGUUUGGGGACUUGAUUUCGCUACAGAACCUGUCUCUGGCCUCGAAUUCGCUGUCCGGGUCGAUUCCAACGUCGAUGUCAGCGAUACCGGGUUUGGUUCACAUUGAUCUGAGCUCGAACCAGUUGAACGGCACGAUUCCGAGGUUCAUUUCGGAGAUGAAGAGCUUGAAGUACUUGAAUCUGGCAAACAAUGACUUUCACGGGGUUAUGCCGUUCAACGGGAGUUUCAUUAAGAAGUUGGUUGUAUUCAAGGUGGGUGGGAAUAGCAAUCUGUGCUAUAACCAUUCAAUUUUGUCAUCAAAGUUGAAGCUCGGGAUUGCGCCUUGUGAUAAGCACGGAUUGCCAAUGUCGCCGCCGGCGUCUAAGGCGGAUUCUUCAUCGGACGACAACAGCAGUGAUUCGGAUUAUGAUGAGAGUAGUGGGGAUAAUUCUAGUGGCAAGAGCGAGCAUCAUCAUGGGCCAAGUAAGGUUCUUGUUUGGGGAGUAAUGCUAGCUACCACAUUUUUCAUCCGGAUGAAAAGGUAGUACCUAACACAUUACUCUUGUUUAGGAGAUUGCUAUGGAUAAUAGAGUUCUUAUUUACAAGCUUUGCUAAAUAACAUUCUAUGUAAAACUAUUUAGCCGCAUGUAAAGUGAUUUGAAGUAGUUAAUAUUGUUUGGUUAAUUUAGCUGCAUGUAAAGUGAUUUGAAGUAGUUAAUAUUGUUUGGUUAAGAGAAGUGGCAUCAAAGGGUGGGAAGGUUGGGCUGCCUUUUCCCUUAUACUC
Corylus avellana is the source of this 1421-nucleotide messenger RNA. RefSeq names its product receptor like protein 51 (gene RLP51). Gene Ontology annotation, molecular function: protein binding. Lineage: Eukaryota; Viridiplantae; Streptophyta; Magnoliopsida; Fagales; Betulaceae. The record is from RefSeq and is a predicted model, not a curated record.